UAAUUUGUUUUUGAAGAUUUCAUGUAAAACGAAAGGAACCAAAGCGGAACAGAAAAAUGUAUACUGAGUCGAUCACUCCUACGGUGUCCCUAAAUAGUGAACAAUCAUCAAGAACUAAUUCAACAAAUUGUGUGGAUAGUGAUUCAAAAGAUAGUGACUCUGGAAAAGAUAGUGCCAGUGAUUCAUUUAACAGUCUGAUAGAAGACAAAGUAGAAGAAAACUGCAGUAACUGUCUUGAUGACUGCAUAGACGUUAAGUGCACGGGCACUCAAUACUCUGUACCCUACGGAGAAGAACAGCGUAAAGUUAUAAAGAAAAGAUCUGUAUGUUGUAAUUCCGUGACGCAGACGGUGUGGGGUGUUCUGCUCAUCAUAAUAUCAAUCAGCGGUUUCGUCUUCUCUCCCUUAGACUUCAUGCUGUGGGAAAAACUAAAUAUGAGACCAGGGCUCCCACCUUACGAAUGGUGGGCGAAUCCACCUGACGAGGUUAAAAUGCGGACCUACAUAUUCAAUGUGACAAACCACGAGCGAUUUAUGAAGGGUAUUGACAAGAAAUUGAAUUUACACGAAAUUGGACCUAUUGUUUAUUUAGAAAAGCUUCAACAUUACAACAUGAAGUUUAACGAAAACAGCACUCUAACGUACACGGCCAAAAGGUCACUAAUCUACUUGCCGGAUGAGAACACUUACGACUUAAAUGCCACCAUCAUAGUACCUAAUUUAGCUGUUUUGGGCAUGGCUUCAUUUCUUCACGACUCCAACUACUUCGUUCGUACAGCGUUUCGACUUCUAGUUAAUGCGCACGGCAGUGAAUUUUUCGUCAAUAAAACCUUGUAUGAAUAUUUAUGGGACUACAGAGAUCCCGUACUGGCAACUUCGAAAAACAUCGUCCCUGCAUUAGUUCCAGUUGACAACAUGGGCUUUUUAAAAAGGAUGUACAGUGACUUCAUUGACGAGGUGACGGUGAAUAUUGGUGCGGAACGCGGACACGACAAUUUCUUCAAAAUCAAUCGGUUCAGAGGUCAGCCGCAGUUGCCUGGAUAUGAUCCCGCUACUUGUCCAGAUCGUAUAUUUGGAUCAACAGAAGGCGUAAUGUACCAUCAGCAUAUUACCAAAGAAGACGUCUUACUGUAUUGGAGAAAGACUGUCUGCAAACUUAUGCCUUUGUAUUUUGAAAGUGAGUUGUCUAUGGAUAAGGUGCCUUUGUACAGAUACAAUCUGUCUGAAGUGGUGUUUGAACGCGUGCGGAACGGAACCGAUUGCUACGACACUACGCCCAGCCUGCCGUCAGGACUCAGCGAUGCCUCAAAAUGUUACUUUAAUUUUCCUAUAGUGGUUUCGUAUCCGCACUUCUACACGGGUUCGCCCCCGAAGGACCACUACGUUACGGGUCUUACGCCUGAUCGAGAGAAGCACAACUCUUACGUUGUUGUUGAACCUAUAACUGGCGUACCGUUCCGUGCGGUGGCCCGGAUGCAGAGCAACCUGCGGAUGCACGACCUCUCAUUGUUCACAACAGAAUACAAAAGAUUCUCCAAUCAUGUUAUACCAUUGUUUUGGGCGGAAUAUAGUCAAGAAGGUCUGCCGACUGUAAUAAAAUGGACGAUUUACUUUAUGGUAGUAAUACUGCCGCCGUUGUCGGUUGUUAUUUUUAUUCUAACCCUACUUUUAGGUAGUUUCCUCAUCACUAGACAAAUGUACGAUCAUAAAAUUAUAAAGAAAUUCAUUCCCUGUAUAAUACAAUUGAAAAAUAAAAACAAGACUGUAGCAACUAAUAAAAUAUUUGUAUACGAAAGGGAAUCAUUCAUCAAAUUGCCUAGUUAACACGUAAUUUCAUACAUAUCUAUUGAAAAUAAAUCUGAACGAUAUUUGAGACUGAGUGACAAUUUUUUUAA
Molecule: messenger RNA, 1894 nt
Organism: Papilio machaon (common yellow swallowtail)
Lineage: Eukaryota; Metazoa; Arthropoda; Insecta; Lepidoptera; Papilionidae
Product: lysosome membrane protein 2-like
Exons: 12
Coding region: 57-1823 (588 amino acids)
Cellular component (GO): cytoplasm; membrane
Molecular function (GO): scavenger receptor activity
Source: RefSeq, a predicted model, not a curated record